Messenger RNA from Kuraishia capsulata CBS 1993, 2223 nucleotides. RefSeq lists its product as uncharacterized. Gene Ontology annotation, cellular component: nucleus. Lineage: Eukaryota; Fungi; Ascomycota; Pichiomycetes; Pichiales; Pichiaceae. The transcript has a single exon. Gene Ontology annotation, biological process: protein phosphorylation; mitotic DNA damage checkpoint signaling. The record is from RefSeq and is a predicted model, not a curated record. Gene Ontology annotation, molecular function: ATP binding; protein serine/threonine kinase activity. The coding region runs from base 1 to 2223 and encodes 740 amino acids.
AUGGCUUCUGAGGACAUUACUCUCAAAAGCGUCACCACCUUGGGGAGCUCGACAGAGAGGGAGAAGAAGCCUCUGGUUAGGACAUACUCCGAAAGCGAGAGCGCAAACUUCCACGAUAUCACAGGAGUGAGACUAUAUGAUGAUUUCAAGUACAGACCAUCGAAAUCGCUGCACUACAACGAGAACAGGAGUUCGGGAGGGCAAACUCCUACUGGAGAGGAGAACGACGCCUCUGGCUUGAGGUUCUCCAAAAGCCAUACCAACGGUUCAGGGUACGAUGGAAUGCAAGAUGAAUAUGUGCCAGGACUUAACUUUGCAGCUUCCAUUAGUAAGUGGUUCCAAGACGAAGAAGAGGAGCAUUUAUUUGACUUCAACGACCUCACCUACAGCCGCACCGAUGUUGAAAAGGUCACUGAUUCAUUGAACACCAGUCCGAGGGAUUCCCGCGCAAACUCAGCUUCUUCUGUUUUAACAGGAGAAGCAGCUCUGAUAAACAAGCUUCACAACCAGGUUCACCCAAUACAUGUUCCCAAGAGGUCACCCCGAGCAAACCUCUCAUCGUUCGAGAGGACCGGCCAAUCAUCCAGCAGUCCCGAACGCAAAUUCGACAGAGGGAUCCUAGAUGCGAUACCAGCAAACUUCUAUGAUCUAUCGUUUUCCGAAAGGAAGAAGCUCGUGGCGGAUUUGAUACCGUUGGAAGCGGCCAAUGAAAACUAUAGAGAGCAUCUGGGGAAGCUGAUCAAAUCGAAAUUUAGAAAGAAGUCUGUUUCCUCGAAAGCUACGUCUCCAGCAUUUCGUAUGAGCCAUGCGAGUGUGAGUCUGGAUUUUGAGACCAAACCCGAUAACAUCAACGAUAAGGGAAGUGUGGUAAUGGGCUACAGACUUGGGAAUAUCAUAGGGUUUGGGGCUUGGGGAAUCAUAAGAGAUUGUCUCCCCGUGGAUAAAUCAUUACCUAGUCGUGAUGCUUCUCACCAAUCCAGUUAUGUGGAAUCUCAUCCAGCUUCUUUUGCUCCCACGCGGAGAAGUUCAUUGGCAGUGAGCUACAACUCGAAUGGGGAGAUAACCAAUACCGCAGUCAAUGCGAGCAUCCAAAAUCAGAUCAAAGCCAUGAAGAUCAUCAACGUAUCAUCGCCUGAAAUUAGGUCGAGGUUCUGUGCAGAAAUUGAAAUGUGGUCGUUAUUGCACCACCCAAACAUCCUACCGUUAUUGAACUGGAAACAGGCAAACAACACUAUCUUUGCGCUCACCACCAAGAUUCACGGUGGAACCCUUUUCGAGCUGGUUAGGUUUUGGGGAGAGAUAGACUCAAAGUGUGCGACUAUUCUUUUGGAAACGAGAAUCACCGAGACAAAAAAGUACUGCAUUGAUGUUUUACAGGCAUUGUCGUAUAUGCACUCAUUGGGUAUAGUGCAUGGAGAUGUUAAGCUUGAGAAUUGCCUGAUGGACAGAUAUCUGGAUUCCGAAAACCAAGAGAAGAUCAAAAUUGUUCUCUGUGAUUUUGGAAUGGCAAGAUUCUAUGAUAGUGCUGAUCCAAGUGCCCUUUCGCCUUUACGUCAGCCGGUGAACAAGUCCAGUUCUUUCUCCAAUUUCAAAUCUGUUGAUCAUCACGAGGACCGAAAAGAAGACCUUUCAAAUUCUCUAAACAUCGCCCACGACAGGAGCUCACAUACUUCGUUGCAAAGGCUGAUGCAAAACAAGAGGGCUGUCCAAAAUAAUGACCCCAUUGGGAUAUCCUCGAUUGACAGAUGGUAUGGCCCUUCACCAAGUUCUCUCACACUGGCCCGGCGGCCGUACGCACCUGUUUCCUCGGAAGCCACCACAGCCGAGCCUGAGGGCUUGAUUACGACUGCAACAAUUGGAUCCAAUGCUCCAUCCAAGACUGCUAAGGAAGAGCCUAUUCAACCAGACAGCCAUAUCGGGUCUUUGCCAUAUGCGGCGCCCGAAACCCUCAAACCUACACCGCCCCAAUUGGAUUAUAAAACAGAUAUGUGGGCGUUCGGAGUUAUGGUGUAUACCAUGAUUACUGGAAAUUUGCCUUUUCAACAUCAAUAUGAGCCAAGAUUGCGUGCCAUGAUCCUGAGUGGUAGGUAUGAUGUGGAUCUGAUGCGAAAUGUGCUCCAGAGUGAAAAAUCCCAGUUUCUUAGCGCGAUCGAAUCUUGUCUGGAUAUCAAUCCUGAAAAACGGCUUACGGCGCAACAAUUUCUUAAGCUGUUGCAAGCAUAA